This is a messenger RNA of Rotaria sp. Silwood2, 2188 nucleotides long. NCBI's taxonomy places the organism in Eukaryota, Metazoa, Rotifera, Eurotatoria, Philodinida, Philodinidae. The record is from the annotation of a GenBank genome assembly.
AUGGUUCGUAAAAAAUCAACUUUAUCAAAAGUGAAAAAAAGAAAAGAAGCCUAUAAGCGGCAACUAAAAGCAGAUGCAAUUUCUUCAGAUUGCGUCAAUUUUGUUAAUAAAGAUAUGCCAGCUAUAUCUUCUGAUGUGAUCAAGGUGAAAGAGCAAUUUGAUGAUUACAAGAUCAUUAAAGAUAUUAUUAAAAAGCUUGUAUCAAAAGUUUCUCGUCUAGACAAUGCACGUAAAAGACAAUUACAGAUUCGAAAUAAAAAAAAAGCAGAAGUUACUAUUAGCAGUAAAAAAACAAUCAUAAAAAACACCAGACAAACCAUUUGGUUCAAAAAACAAUAUUGCCAGAAUGUCUUAUUUCGUAAAAAUGAAAAUGAACGUGCAAUGCAAUACUUUCGAGAUAAAUAUCAUAAUAACAAUGAUUUUCGUGAGAAACAAAACUCUCGGAUAAAACAACAUAUUUUAGUGAAAUACCGGAACAACACAAUUUUCCGUGUGGAAAAUAACGCACGUGCAAGCCUACGUAUUUUAAAUAAAUAUCAUACUAAUAAAACAUUUCGUGAAAAAGUUAAAGCACGAUCGAAUAUUCAUAUUUUAAAUAAAUAUCACAAUAAUACAAAAUUUCGUAACAAGUAUAAACAACGUAUGAAUAUUCAAGUUUCGAAGAAAUAUAAAUCUAAUGAAUCGAUACGAUUAAAAAUGAUUCAGUGUGCUUCGAAUUGGUACCGAAACAAUAAUACAUUGAUAAGAAAAAAUUCAAGAUGUCUUUAUAAUCAACGUAGACGUAUUUUACAAAAAUACACUGUUAUUCAAAACCAUAAAUGUGCAGUUACACAUAGAAGUAUAUAUAUGAGUAACUUGAAUAGAUUUCGACAAAUUAUUCGAGAAGGACCUGAUUAUGUUUGUAUAUCAUGUCGGCUAGUACUUUUUCGUAAUCAGGUUGUACCAUUUGUUGAGAAAAAGUAUAUAAAACAAAACAUGUCAACUGAAAUAAAAAAACGAAUUCAAUCUUACUUUGAUCAUUAUUCAUCAUCAACAGAAAGUCAAUGGAUUUGUAAAUUAUGUUCAGAUAAAAUAAAAAAGCAACAGAUGCCAAAUCGAGCAAUCGCGAAUCAAUUGAAAGUCUGUGAAGUUCCAUCUGAACUAAAAAGAUUAAAUAAUCUUGAAAAACAUUUAAUUGCUUUGAGAUUACCAUUUAUGAAAAUUGUAAAUUUAACAUCAGGAAAGUUAUCAAGUAGAUUAGCACAAAAAGGUACUAAAGGACCACUUCAUUGUGUACCAUCAGAUGUACAAGAUACUGUAACAGCAUUACCUCGUCCAAUUGAUAAAUCUAUGAUGGUCCGAUUACAAUUGAAACGACGAAUAAAAUACAAAGCUAUAUGGGAAGAACAAUUAAUAAAUCCAAAUGAUGUAAGAGAUGCACUGUUUGUUUUAACUAAGAUGCAUCCAGGAUAUAAAAGUGUAAAGAUAAAUGAUAUUCAUGAAAAUUAUCUUACAUCUGAUCAAGAAAAAAACUAUGACAAUAACAUUGAGUUAGUAGUUGAACCAAUGGAUGUUGACACCACAUCAGAAGAAACUGUCAUUGAAAAAACAGAAGUAUCUAAUGAAAAUAAUCUAAAAAGAUUAGCUUUAGGUGAUAUUGAUAAUAAUAUUGACAGUGAUGAAGAAAUAAAUGAGGAUGAACAAGACAUUCGUACUAAAUAUAAUAUUGGUACAGAUUCAUGUACUCAACCAUGUGAUUUUAACGAUUUUUUAGUGUUUGAUAAAGAACCAUGCGUAGUAGCACCAGCUGAAAAAAAUAAAUUAAGUUCAUUAUUAACAGAUAAAACAAUUGAAGCUUUAGCCUUUCCUCAUUUAUUUCCAGAUGGUCAAGGGUCAUAUGACGAAGAUCGUCAAACGAUUCUUAGAUGGAAAGAAUAUUGUAAAGCACGUUUAUUUUCAUCCGAUUCUCGAUUUGCUUCAGAUUCAAGUUACAUCUUUUAUCUACAGUAUUUAGGUGACUUGAAACAAGUAUACUCCGGAAUCAAUAUUGCGUUCCGAAAAAAAUUACCAAUGAAUGCUAAACAAAGCUUGGAUGAAAUGCAAAUGAAAUUUCUUAUGAAAAAAGAUAUGAUAUAUCGUCAUUUGCAAUGUGUUCGAGGUAGUCCACAAUACUGGCAUAAACGUUUAAAAGACUUAUUCGGAAUGACAC